GAUAAAGCCCCGCCCCGUUUUGAGGCAUUGAAACGAGGCAGUUGCGUAAUUUGUCUUGUCAAACGCGUAAAGCGCUUGACAUCUCUGGCUGUCUGUCGUGUUGUGCUUAUUUGCGGCAUAUUGAAUGACGUGAUCUCCAGUUGAUUUCAGCGGAGGACAUGCGGUUAUGGGCAACGCUUUGUUGAGCAGGAUCCACGGCUAGGAUAAAACACCUCUAAGAUCUGAGCGAGGCAUUGAGAGAGAGAGAGAGAGAGGGGACGGUUACAGUGGAUUUAAUGACACUCCAUCAAAGCAUCACAUUCUGAUCUGCCGAGAAAUGGAUGGAUACCUGCCACCUCAGUUUCAUGCAUUGUCAGACCAUAAGAAGUAUUGUCAAGACAAUACUUUUACAAUGGACCAAGGCACACCAUAUAGCAUAAACAUGAAUGUUUUCUUACCUGACGUCACCUACCUACGAACCGGCAUGUGUAGAACCGUGAGGUCUGUGGGGCCGCAGAUAAAGACUGAACCCAUACAUUCAUCGUUCAACUACUCCAGCUGCCAUGGCACCGUUGCACCCACCAUGACCCAUCAAGAGUACACAAACCUCUACACUCCAGCUCCGGAAACAGGUAGUAAUGUUUACAUCAAGCACGAGACGCCAUCCAUUGAAUUUCAAGACGUUCCACUGUUUCAGCUGUUGAAUUCAGAUCUGGAGCCCAAUGUGCCUGGAGGGCACUCUUGCACAGAUUCCCACAAUGCCACAUGCCCUCCCAUGUCAACGUAUAACAGCAUUCACCCAGCAUCCAGUCAUGGUACAGAGAGAUCCAUUUGUAAUAUGGCCAGCAAUGGAUAUUCUCUACCUGCCCAGUUUGGUCAGCAUCCUCAGAAAAGGGCGGCUUAUCUACCACCCUCCCCACCCAACUCAGAACCGGGCAGCCCGGACAGGAGGAAAGAGCUCAUACAGAACUUAUCGCCACCUCCGUCAUAUGCUGCUAGCAUGGCAUCAAAAAUGGCCUGUCUUACCCCUGGACCAGCACUUUCUGUCCAAACGCAACAGGUGCCUGCCCAGUAUAACCGCAGGAGCAAUCCUGAUCUGGACAAAAGGAGGAUACAUCACUGUGAUGUGCCAGGAUGCAAGAAGGUCUACACCAAGUCCUCACAUUUGAAGGCCCACUUACGCACUCACACAGGCGAAAAGCCAUACAAGUGCUCAUGGGAGGGGUGCGACUGGCGCUUCGCCCGUUCCGACGAGCUGACGCGCCACUUCAGGAAGCACACGGGGGCCAAACCUUUCCAGUGCUCUGUAUGUAGCCGUUGCUUCUCCCGAUCGGACCACCUGGCCCUCCACAUGAAAAGACACCAGAACUAGAGGCACCCACUCUCGUUGUUCUGACGGUGCUGCAGGAGGGCAAUCGGGACCUCUGUUGUUGAUACUAAUUAGGAUUUGGGUGUGUUGGUUAAUCUCGGGUUUUGGCAGUUCAUCAGGUACAACAGGACCAAACCCUGCCGUCGGUACGGCUCCUGUGGUCACAAAAACCAGCUAAUUGAUGAAAACUUGGCUCGAUGGCCAGAUGGGACAUUCUUUUGACAUGUUUGUCUGUUUCUUCAUUUGUCUGCAUAUUUUGAGGCCAUUCUUUAGGACUACUUUUAACGUGCCUUUUUUACCUUGUAGAAUUGAGGUGCCACGUAAAAAUGUACAUUGUUUUUAAGAUUGUGUGGGCAGUUUAAGUCAACUGUAAAGCAACAUUCUGGGUUUAUGGCAAGUUUAGCUUAAUUGACAUCAUUUGUGGUGUAAUGUUGAAUACCACAAGAUUGCAGUGCUGGAUGGAGCACACAAAAUCAAGCACUUGAUUGCGUUGAAGAAAAAAAGGCUAUUAAAUUAUUACAGUACAGAAAUUUCAAAUGUUACAAAAGUUCUUGAUUUUUAAUGAACUUGAGCAUUUUUUUUUUCUUUUCAGAAAAUGUUGUGGUAAUCAACAGAACACCAAGUUCUGUCAGCCGAGCUAAGGGGUAGUUCACCCGACAAAAAAAAUGUAAUUUCCUCACUAUUCACUUACAUUAAAGUGGUUUUAAACUCUUGAGAAAUUAUUUCUACAGUUGAACACAAAAUAAAAUAUUGUUUAGAAUGUUAAAAACCAGCAGCCAUUGACAAACUAAAAAAUAAUAAUAAUAUGGAAGUCACUAGCUAUGUUUCCAUCCAAAAAUGCGAAUUAACAUUAUGCGCAAAAUAAUUGGAAUAUUGCAGCAAAGAUAUGCAAAUAAAUCACUGUUCUCAUCCAACAAGUCAAAUAGAACAAAAUCGCCACUUCCUGAUUAACAGACACCAAAUGUCAACAGUAAAAAUGGAAUUUGCUGUAGUGGGAGAAGCUGAACGAAUCUUUUCUUUAUUUAAUAAAUUACUAGCACUUCAAUGCGGACAUGUGGUGUUUGAAGGUAUGUGACGUGGAGCACAGAUGCUCUUGAUUCUGGAGGCAAUUAAUAAUAUAAUAACACCAAUACUAAAUUAUUUUUUGGCAUUUUAGAGUAAUUAAAACAAUGGUUUGGAUGUUUAACAAUGUGGUUUGUCCCUUCACACACAUUUUUAUCAUCACAUGAUCUCCUAUAAUAAAAUCACAUGAC
This is a messenger RNA of Danio rerio (zebrafish), 2601 nucleotides long. Lineage: Eukaryota; Metazoa; Chordata; Actinopteri; Cypriniformes; Danionidae. The record is from RefSeq and is a predicted model, not a curated record.